CUUUAUUACAUUUAUUUGGCAUAAGGUGAACUGAAAGGAAUGAGUCAAGUAGAAUUAGUAGUGGUUACUUUUAUAGGAUUUUUAUUAAUGAUUUCAGGAUCAUCUUUCGUUACUGAAUCAGAUCUAACGCAUUUCUUUUACAACCAAGCUAACCCUUCCGAAGGUAUUCGAACUGAUAUCUCCAACUCUUCUGAUGUGGUUCGAGCUGGCUUUUCACCACAAAAGGAUACUUUUUUCUACGUUCAUGGAUGGAAUGACUACUACACCUCGAACAAAACCGUCCAAAAAGUUGUGAGAGCUGUGUUAAAAAUCCACGAUGUUAACUUGUUUGUAUUGGAUUGGUCACUGGCAUCGAAUAACUCAUUUUAUUUCGGUUCUAUUCUACAGAUGAAAAGGGUGGGUCACUUUUUGGGAGAUCUGAUGGAGAAAUUUGCUAAAACUGGUGGCCUUGAUCUUAAUAGAACUACACUAUGCGGGCAUUCAUUGGGUGGUCAUGUGGCUGGGAUUGCUGGUACUCAUUUAGGAGGAAGACUUUACCAAGUAGUGGGUUUGGAUCCAACGUCAAUCCUGUUGACUGCCUUUCAAUCAUUUAAUCCAAUAUCCAAAUCUAGCGGUCAGUUUGUACAGAUUAUUCAUACGAAUGCACUUUUUUAUGGGAACUUUGUAGCAACUGGCCAUGCCGAUUAUUAUAUCAAUGGUGGAUGGGUGCAGAUACCAGAAUGUGGUCUUAAUGACGUUGAAGCAUGUUCACAUUUAAUCUCCAUCGACUAUUACGCUGAGUCAUUGGUAACGGGAAAUUUUAUCGCAAACAAAUGCGGCGUUAAUUUGUUGAUCUUUCAUGGAUUUUGCCAUAAGGCUUCUUAUAUGGGGGAAUAUCAAUUGGACAGAAAGGCGAGAGGUUCCUACUAUUUGGAUACUAAUGCAAAACCACCAUAUGCAAAGGGAUAAAAACGAGUGCCUCUAUUCAGAAAAAAUAUGUCUAAUAGUAAACACACAGUAGAUUUUUAUUUAUUUUUUUUUUUGUAUUUUUGUAACUAAAUAAAUUAAAUCUCAGACCAU
Molecule: messenger RNA, 1059 nt
Organism: Diabrotica virgifera virgifera (western corn rootworm)
Lineage: Eukaryota; Metazoa; Arthropoda; Insecta; Coleoptera; Chrysomelidae
Product: endothelial lipase-like
Exons: 4
Coding region: 40-948 (302 amino acids)
Molecular function (GO): lipase activity
Source: RefSeq, a predicted model, not a curated record